CCAGUCCACGCAAUCAUGAGCGACCGCAAGGGACUCUAUCGGCUGCGGCGGCUCUCGGAGCUCCUCGAUCACUCUGAUGAAGAGGACGACGACUCGUCGAUGGAUGUCGAUGUGCAUGUGCCUGCCUCCCAAGUGGUCGGCACGACGGACGUGAACGCCGUCGUGGACAACGAAGAGGAGCUGGACGCGUCGGUAUGCGUGGAAUGCCGACACCAAGCCGCCGAAGUGUUUUGCGAACAAUGCCACGACCAUUUCUGUCGCUUGUGCUACGGGGGUCAGCACCGCAAGGGGAAUCGCAAGACCCACACGUUCCAGCCCAUCCUUCAUUCCGCCAUCCCCUCCGCCGACAAGGACAAUGCUGUGGUGGCCGCUGCUCCUUCCUUGCAUGAAUCGUCUCGGCUUACCGAAGGUGAUGAUUCCAGCAGUAAUGACGAAGCGCACGACGACUCGUCCACGGUGGCAACGCCGUCGUCGCGUUAUUUUCGCGGGACCGCGUCAAGGAAAAGCAUUUGUAAUUUGAUGGGAUCGUUGUUCCUAGGCAGUAAGUCAACUUCGACGACAACGACCUCCUCGACGGACGCCCCGUCGUCGUCGUCGUCAUCUUCGUCCAUGCGGGACCGCGCCAAGUACAUCCCGCUGCGGUUGACGUACGAAGAACGAAAGCGUCUGCGCACGCUCGAAGCCGCGCUCAACGUGUGUCACUACACCGACAAGGUCGACGCCGCCAUGAACGCGCCGGCCAAGCGGACGCGCAUGCAGCUCCAAGAGAUCGCCGGGUUUCUCUCUGGGCUGGUCGUGUCCAUAGACUACACAGCGGGGCAGACGCUUCUGGACGAGAAGCAGUUUGAUCCGCUCGCGGGGUUCUUUGGCGAACUGUUUGAACUCGGCCGGCGGUACAAGAUCAUGAACCCUGAAAAAAUGCGCGGCGAGUACGGCAUCCUCAUGUACCUGCUCCAGGACGCCGUGUCGCCCGCCAUCCAGGACCUGCUCGGGUUCAGUCCGAUCCAGCCGCUCAAGACCGUGUACGCGCUGCUCGAGGCGCACGACUCGCUGGGGCUUCUUGACCAUCCGUUGAUCGAUGUGGCGACGAUGGUCGUAGCCCCAGACAACCGCAACAAGUCGCGCGCCAAGAUUCAGCAGCAGAUCAAAGCCAAGGACCAGGCGAUCCGCACCAUCACCCACCGCUUUGUCACGGCUACGCUGCGCGCGGACGACAUCCAACAGUGCCUGUACUCGAUAGCCGACAACAACUACCACUUGUACUUUGAGCGGGACCCGAUUGACCGCAUGAUUGCGCUGCUACGAACGCACUUUAGCCCUGACAUAACCAACGACGACUCGUUGUAUUCGUUGGCGAUCGUGUCGGGCAGCGACGGCGCCCGCCUGUCGCAUACGCAUACGCGGCAGUACCAUUACGUCCUCCAGUCGCUCACGUUGUGGCGCGAAAUCGCGCACGACAUGUUUCGCCUCUGGUGCCUCACGGACGAAGACCUGCUCAGCGGGUCGGUGGGGUACCAGCUCACCGACACGGGGCAGGGGCUGCACCGCAUCCAGCCGUCGCCCCUCAUCUCCCGCGCGAUGCACGUGCUGCUGCAUUCGACCCAGGCCAAGCUCGACCACUGGGUCGGCAGCUCCGUCAUCCAUUUAGGCGACAAGAACGUCCCGAACGCGCUCAUGUUUAUAGACAAGUACGCCCAAGUCGGGCACAUUCUCCGCCCCAUUGUCCGCACGUUGGACGAGAUCGACAAGCUCGUGGACACGUCGGCCGAGUUGCGCAGCUACGUCCAGACGUCGUUUGGCGGCCCCGAGACCCUCAAGAAGGACAUCCUCGUCGAUUUCUUCCGGGAAGCGUUCGACGGAAGCGGCGCCGACAACUUUUUCGACGCGGGGUCGUGCAUCGAUGGCCGGCUCACGAGCGCAUGGAACUGGUGCUCCCGCCUGCACGCGAAGCCGUUCUUUCCCAUAUUUAAACUCGCUGGGUUUGUUGGAUUUGACGGCAAGUUUGGGUAAUCGUACGAGCGGAUUGUGUGUAUUCGAAACUGGAUAAGCGACAGCAGAAUGGUGUAGCCAAUCAGAUUGCAGGAAACCAUCAUCAACAUCGAAUUAGUGUGAGACUUCAAUUAGUGUGGAACCAAGCACCUUACUUCACAGUAUAAAGAAUCGAUUUGGCGAUUCUCCAUCUAAAAUGUAUUAGUGUUA
Messenger RNA from Aphanomyces astaci, 2199 nucleotides. RefSeq lists its product as hypothetical. The transcript is spliced from 2 exons. Lineage: Eukaryota; Oomycota; Saprolegniomycetes; Saprolegniales; Verrucalvaceae. Gene Ontology annotation, molecular function: zinc ion binding. The coding region runs from base 16 to 2010 and encodes 664 amino acids. The record is from RefSeq and is a predicted model, not a curated record.